Molecule: messenger RNA, 1752 nt
Organism: Aspergillus welwitschiae
Lineage: Eukaryota; Fungi; Ascomycota; Eurotiomycetes; Eurotiales; Aspergillaceae
Product: haloacid dehalogenase
Exons: 3
Coding region: 1-1752 (583 amino acids)
Cellular component (GO): cytoplasm
Molecular function (GO): hydrolase activity, acting on halide bonds, in C-halide compounds; glutathione transferase activity
Source: RefSeq, a predicted model, not a curated record
AUGUCGAUCAGCCCACUCCCAAAGGCACUAUUCUUUGACGUCUUUGGCACCGUCGUGGAGUGGCGCUCCUGCGUUACUCAGGCCCUGAUGAAAGCGGCUGAGAAUGCUCUGCUUGAUCCUGGGAAGCAGCUCCCAGCGGACGUCCGCGCACGGGUACAGGCCACGACCUCUGAGGACUGGCAGGCCAUUGCGGAAGAAUGGCGCGCGUCCUAUGGCCGGUUUACGAAGAACUUUGAUUCAACAUCGACGUUCGUAUCGGUGGAUGAACAUCAUUACAGCUCUAUUAAGCAGCUGCUCCACCAGAGAGGUCUCCACGACAUACUCUCUGAUGAAGAGCGAUGGGACCUUGCACUCUGUUGGCAUCGGCUCGAGCCUUGGUCGGACUCGGUCGAAGGCUUAGAGCUGUUGAACCGCCGGUUCCAGACUUGCACUCUGUCGAACGGCAAUGUGUCUCUUCUAGAAGAUCUUUUGAAGUAUGGGUCAUUGCCAUUCAUGAACGUGGCCAGCGCUGAGCACUUCGGAGCCUAUAAGCCCGCCCUUCGAGCGUACCAUGGAGCAGCCGAGCGGUUCGGCUUGGAUCCCAGUGAGUGUGGUAUGGUAGCAGCGCAUUUGUACGAUCUCAAAGCGGCAAAGAAAGCAGGCUUUAUGACAAUCUACGUCGAACGGCCCCAGGAGGAGAGCUUCACCGCUGAACAGAUUGCCGAAGCCAAACAGGAGGGUUUUGUCGACCUGUGGCUCGAGCAUGGCUACAGCGGUCUAAUUGGGGAAUCCAAAGUGCAUGGCCAUGCCGAUGCAGACGGUCACUUCCGGCGCAAGGAGUCCGCCUUCCGCUCGACCGUAUCUUCGGAUCCUGAUGCGGAAUUUCCUGCUGAAAAGGACCGCUAUGUCUUGUACCUGACCUACGGAUGUCCGUGGGCGCAUCGUACUAACCUGGUUCGAUCUCUCAAGGGCCUAGAGGAUAUCAUCCAGCUCGUGGUUUUGGACCCCGAGCUGGGGCCCGAAGGUUGGUUCUUUUCUGGCCGAUGGGGGUCCGCUGAAAAAGAUCCCUUGUAUGGGUUCACAAAGUUGAGCCAAUUCUAUUUUAAGGCCGAGCCGGACUAUGAAGGGCGCUAUACCGUUCCGAUGCUCUGGGAUAAGAGAAAGGAAACGAUCGUGAACAACGAGAGUGCCGAGAUCAUCAGAAUGCUUUACACAGAGUUCGACCAACUUCUGCCGGAGGAGCUGCGUGAGGCCAACCGGCCUGGAGGGGGUUUCUACCCGGCACAUCUGAGGUCAGAGAUUGACGCAAUGAAUGAGUGGGUGUAUCACAAGAUUAACAAUGGAGUGUACAAAACCGGAUUCGCCACAACGCAGGAGGCUUAUGACGCGAAUGUGUAUCCACUGUUCGAGGCCCUGGACCGCGUUGAGCAGCACCUGGCACAUCCAGGCCAUCAGCCAUACCUGUUUGGGGAGAAUAUCACGGAGGCGGACAUUCGACUGUACACAACCAUUUGUCGGUUCGAUGUAGCCUACUACCUGAUCUUCCGCUGCAACCUCAAGAUGAUCCGGCAUGAUUAUCCGCUGAUCGACCGUUGGUAUCGACGGCUGUACCAUGAUGAAACGCAGCGUACCCGAGGCGGAGCAUUCAAGAAGACCACCUUCUUUGGCAUAUACAAAUUCGGCUACCUGAAGGCGCUAGGGAAGCGAUCGGGCAGCACUCAGACGAUCAUUCCGGCUGGUCCAUUCCCGGACAUCCUGCCCCUCGAGGCGUAG